Colletotrichum karsti is the source of this 1041-nucleotide messenger RNA. Its product is annotated as DNA/RNA non-specific endonuclease. Gene Ontology annotation, biological process: apoptotic DNA fragmentation. Lineage: Eukaryota; Fungi; Ascomycota; Sordariomycetes; Glomerellales; Glomerellaceae. The coding region runs from base 1 to 1041 and encodes 346 amino acids. The transcript has a single exon. Gene Ontology annotation, molecular function: RNA endonuclease activity; nucleic acid binding; metal ion binding. The record is from RefSeq and is a predicted model, not a curated record. Gene Ontology annotation, cellular component: mitochondrial inner membrane; nucleus.
AUGUCGAAAACCACCUCCGUCGCCCUCAUCGCAGCUCUAGGCGCGGGAGGCGGCGCGGCAUUCACAGCAGCGAUGUACUCCCUCCGCACGAAGCAGCCCGCGACCGCCGCGCCGACAACACCCUCCUCCACGAACGCCUUCUCCCUCGCCCCCUCCGUCCCCGUCCCGAGCAACCAAGUCUUCGACAACAAGAAUGCCGCCCCCUCGCCGUCCGCGCCCCCGCCCGUCCCCGGCGCCAUCCCGGGCGCCAUCGUCGACCCCUCCGGCCUCUUCGAGUACGGCUUCCCCGGCCCCGUCGCCGACCUGGCCCCGCGUGCCGGCCUCGUCUCGAGCUACGACCGCCGCACCCGCAACCCGCACUGGGUCGUCGAGCACAUCACCCCGGCGUCGCUGGCCCAGAAGGGCGGCGACCGCAAGGGCAGCGUCUUCCUCGAGGACCCCACCGUCCCCGAGAAGUUCCAGGCCAAGCUCAAGGACUACUUCCGCAGCGGCUACGACCGCGGCCACCAGGUCCCCGCCGCCGACUGCAAGUGGUCGCAGAAGGCCAUGGACGACACCUUCUACCUCACAAACAUGUGCCCCCAGGUCGGCGACGGCUUCAACCGCGACUACUGGGCCCACUUCGAGGACUUCUGCCGCCGCCUCACCACCCGCUACCCCUCCGUGAGGAUCGUCACCGGCCCGCUGUACCUCCCGAAGCGCGACCCCGUCGACGGAAAGUGGUACACAAAGUACGAGGUCAUCGGCAACCCGCCCAACGUCGCCGUGCCGACGCACUUUUACAAAGUCAUCUUCGCCGAGGACGGCAAGGCCGGGGGCAACGUCGCCAUCGGCGCCUUCGUCCUGCCCAACGCCCGCAUCCCCAACGAGAAGCCCCUCGCCGAUUUCGAGAUGCCCCUGGAGGCCGUCGAGCGCGCUGCCGGUCUGGAGUUCGCGUCCAAGCUUCCGCCGCAGCGCCGCAAGAGGCUCUGCACCGAGGCUUCGUGCGCCAUCAUCGUGAAGGACUACGCGGAUAGGCAGAAGGCUUUCACCAAGAAGUAA